This is a messenger RNA of Strongylocentrotus purpuratus (purple sea urchin), 2219 nucleotides long. Its product is annotated as alpha-N-acetylgalactosaminide alpha-2,6-sialyltransferase 6. NCBI's taxonomy places the organism in Eukaryota, Metazoa, Echinodermata, Echinoidea, Camarodonta, Strongylocentrotidae. Gene Ontology annotation, molecular function: sialyltransferase activity. The transcript has 4 exons. The coding region runs from base 42 to 1463 and encodes 473 amino acids. The record is from RefSeq and is a predicted model, not a curated record.
GGGAUUGUGCCCUUGUGCUAACCUCGGUAUAUUCCGUCUUCAUGUUCUUUGUCGUAUGCUACCUUCUCUACCGAUCGCCGUCCAAAGUCGAGUCCAUAGAAGGCGGAUAUCCGCGAUCCCAGUUCAAAGGUUAUUCUGAGGACGACAAGAAUGACACUGGUAGUGGAACCGAACCUCCUACUCGAAGUCCGAACACCGGAUACUUCUUUCUCGAUACCAAUCAGACAUUCACUAAACGAUGUAGACAAUGUUCGGUGGUUUCGAGUGGUGGUCACCUCUAUCAAUCUUGGGCCGGUGCCGACAUCGACAGCGCCGACUGCGUCAUCAGAAUGAACACUGCCCCCGUCACCGGCUGGACGGAGGACGUCGGGGCUCGAACCGACAUCCGUAUCAUCGGGCAUGUCAACAUGCGCCGGGGUUUCGUCAAGAAUGGCCCCCUUCAACAAGAGAUUCUCGAGGACGAGGACACGAGAGCCAAGUAUGUCGUCGUUCCUUGGCUUUAUGAUGAGGACAUCAACAUGACAACUCAUAGAGUGGUCAAGACUGCCAGAGGUUUUAAGAAGAAGUAUCCCGAAGUGAACUUUGUUUUCCUGACCAGGGAAAAGUAUGAAGCAUCUGAGAAGAGGUUCAAGCUUGAGACUGGCUUUUCCAGAGACGAGAUCAACACAUGGUUCACCACUGGUUUUGUAUCCAUGAUGUUUGCCCUAGAUGUAUGUGACAAGGUACACGUUUACGGACUAUCCACGUCUGAAUUCUGCAUACAUCACCCCAAGUCCAAGGUCCCUUACCACUACUACGAACCAGAGAACACGACGGAAUGCGCUUACAUAAAUGCAAGAGAGCUGGGACUAACCAAGGGCCACAAAUUCAUGACCGAACGUGCCAUGUUCGCUCGCUGGUCGCUGAUCUACGACAUCACCUUCCAUUACCCGUCUUGGAAGGCCACCAUCGAGAACGUCACCGGUAAUCUGGAUACGCCGUUCCUACGCAAAUACAAGGAGGCGUUGAAGAGCGGUAAACUGGAGGGUGUCCCGCAUUAUGUGUACAAGAAUGGGACACGGACCCGCGUUAUUUACAAACGUCGGGUUAAAAAGAUCGCCGGUAAAGCACCGCAGAACGGUACGAAAGUAGAAUCGCAAACUAAAGACCAGAAUGUGACGGUCAAUACAGAUAAGGAUCAUGCUCCUCGAAAAAGGAGGAAGGUUGUCAGAAAAGCUGUCAGGAAAAAGGCGCCUAAGGAUGAAAAAUCGUUAACGGAAAUAGAUUCACAAACGGCACCACAGAACGGUACGAAUGGGGUGGAAAAAAAGACGUCUGAGGACGAAAAGUCAUUACCGAAAGUAGAGUCGCAACUUAAAGACCAGAAUCUGACAGUCAGUAAAGAUAAGGAUCAUGCUCCUCCAAUAAAGAAGAAAGUUGUCAGAAAAGUUGUCAGGAAAAAGCGUAAUAAAACAGGGAAAUGAAGACGACAACUUUGUAGUGCACCAGCGAAAGGGGGAUUUGGUCUGCGCGCAGCACGUAAAAUAUGUAACUUGACUUUGACUUAUGCCGUCCACGCAGGCCAGUGGCCUCGUGAUGGCUUCUGUAUGGUAAUGGUGUGCCAAGUAUUUCUGUCUGCUGCCAGUCUUGAUGCAUCUGUCAGCCUUGGUAUAUGGAUCUUGCUUUGCAGUCCUCUGAGAUGCAGUCAAGCCAUCUUUUGGGUGGACGGUCUCUGGGUCGAUUCCCAGUGACAUUUCUUUCAACGGCAAGUUUGGGGUAUCUUGUGGGUUUCAUUUUUAGGACGUGACCAAAAUAUUUGAGUCUUUUAGUGGAGACCUUGUCCAUAACAACUUGAUCGAGGUUAAGGGAUUCUUUGAUGUGUGUGUUACGGAUCUUAUCUAGUCUUGUCACCCCCAUUGUGCGACGAAGGCAUGCCAUUUCAAACAUUUGAAGCCUGUUGCUAUAAGCCUGUUGCUAUAAUAUGUAACAUUUAAGAAAAAUGAUGGAUUGCAGAUCACUCUUUCGAUUGUUUGGACCUACCUCUAUUUGGUGUUCUACCACGUGAUUCUGAAGACUCGCCUCCGUUUAACGGGCCGGAAAAAGUGUGGACAAUAUAGUGGCGGUUCCCCACUCAGUGGGUAGAGAGAUAGUCUCGUAACCGGUCUCGACGCGCUAGUGCCUUUUAAAGGCAUCGAAUUUAAUUGAAUUUAUUUUCUUCUGCAACAUACAAAUCAACUUAC